GCUCACCAUCAAGCAUUCUUAGUACGGGAGUACCUACUGGUUCUAUCAUGUUGUGGAUAGAUCAGUUAAAAGGAGCUCGUGUAUUCAAAAAUUAUGAAGAUAAACUGAUUUUUCAAAGAAUGAAAUUGCUGGUGUGGGUGCUCCUGCUGUGCUCCUCUGUGAUGGCACAACAGCACAGAGAUUCCACUCUCGAUCAUCACUGGGAUCUCUGGAAGAAAACCUAUAGGAAACAAUACAAGGAACAGAAUGAGGAAGUAGCACGGCGUCUCAUCUGGGAAAAGAAUCUAAAAACUGUGAUGCUUCACAAUCUGGAGCAUUCAAUGGGAAUGCAUUCAUAUGAUCUAGGCAUGAACCACCUGGGAGACAUGACCAGUGAAGAAGUGAUAUCUUUGAUGAGUUCCCUGAGAGUUCCCAGCCAAUGGCAGAGAAAUGUUACUUACAAGUCAAACCCUAAUCAGAAAUUGCCUGAUUCUCUGGACUGGAGAGAGAAGGGGUGUGUUACUGAAGUGAAAUACCAGGGCUCUUGUGGUGCUUGUUGGGCUUUCAGUGCUGUGGGAGCCCUGGAAGCCCAAGUGAAGCUGAAAACAGGAAAGCUGGUGUCUCUGAGUGCACAGAACCUGGUGGAUUGCUCAACUGAAAAAUAUGGGAAUAAAGGCUGCAAUGGUGGCUUCAUGACAGAGGCUUUCCAAUAUAUCAUUGAUAACAACGGCAUCGAUUCAGAAGCUUCCUAUCCCUACAAAGCCACGGAUGAAAAGUGCCAGUAUGAUGCAAAAAAUCGAGCUGCUACGUGCUCAAGGUAUACUGAACUUCCCUUCGGCAGUGAAGAUGCCUUAAAAGAAGCUGUGGCCAACAAAGGACCUGUGUCUGUUGCUAUAGAUGCACGUCAUUCUUCUUUCUUCUUCUACAGAAGUGGUGUCUACUAUGACCCCUUGUGUACUCAGACUGUGAAUCAUGGUGUACUGGUGAUUGGCUAUGGUAACCUUAAUGGGAGAGACUACUGGCUUGUGAAAAACAGCUGGGGCCUCAACUUUGGUGACCAAGGAUAUAUACGGAUGGCAAGAAAUAGUGGAAAUCACUGUGGGAUUGCUAGUUAUCCCUCUUAUCCAGAAAUCUAGAGGACCUCUUUGUUUUAUAACAAUUCAAGAAAGAAGAAACACUUUCUCACAAUUUAAUUUUACCUGCUGUAACCAGUAGAAAUGUGUGUCAUG
Molecule: messenger RNA, 1208 nt
Organism: Kogia breviceps (pygmy sperm whale)
Lineage: Eukaryota; Metazoa; Chordata; Mammalia; Artiodactyla; Physeteridae
Source: RefSeq, a predicted model, not a curated record